CCCGCCAUGAGCGCUGCGGGCGGGCGGGGCCGCGCCGAGGCGGCCGCGGAGCCCGCCGAGAUGCCGGCCACCGAGAAGGACCUGGCGGAGGACGCGCCCUGGAAGCGCAUCCAGCAGAACACCUUCACCCGCUGGUGCAACGAGCACCUCAAAUGCGUGCAGAAGCGCGUGGGCAACCUGCAGACCGACCUGGGCGACGGGCUGCGCCUGAUCGCGCUGCUCGAGGUGCUCAGCC
This is a messenger RNA of Passer montanus (Eurasian tree sparrow), 235 nucleotides long. Its product is annotated as filamin-A-like. The record is from RefSeq and is a predicted model, not a curated record. Gene Ontology annotation, molecular function: actin filament binding. The annotation marks the transcript as partial. NCBI's taxonomy places the organism in Eukaryota, Metazoa, Chordata, Aves, Passeriformes, Passeridae. Gene Ontology annotation, biological process: actin cytoskeleton organization. The transcript has a single exon.